CUUUCGGGAGAUGAUAUGUCCCGACCCCCCUACGCAGAUGGUCUGUCCCACCCCCCCGGCUCCGGUCGGACGGUCGGUUCCGGGUGGCGAGUGCGGGAGGCGCCGGCGACAGGACCGGCGGUGGGAGCCGGCGGCGCCAUGAACUGCCGCGCGGAGGUGCUGGAGGUGUCGGUGGAGGGGCGGCAGGUGGAGGAGGCCAUGCUGGCCGUGCUGCACACCGUGCUGCUGCACCGCAGCACCGGCAAGUUCCACUACAAGAAGGAGGGCACCUACUCCAUCGGCACCGUGGGCACCCAGGACGUGGACUGCGACUUCAUCGACUUCGCCUACGUGCGGGUCUCCUCCGAGGAGCUGGACCGGGCCCUGCGUAAGGCCGUCGGGGAGUUCAAGGACGCGCUGCGCAGCUCGGGCAGCGACGGCAUGGGGCAGAUCUCCCUGGAGUUCUACCAGAAGAAGAAGUCGCGCUGGCCCUUCUCCGACGAGUGCAUCCCCUGGGAGCUGUGGACCAUCAAGGUGAACGUGGUGAACCUGGCCAACGAGCAGGAGAGGCAGAUCUGCCGCGAGAAGGUGGGCGAGAAGCUGUGCGAGAAGAUCAUCAACAUCGUCGAGGUGAUGAACCGCCACGAGUACCUGCCCAAGAUGCCCACGCAGUCGGAGGUGGACAACGUCUUCGACACCAGCCUGAAGGACGUGCAGCCCUACCUGUACAAGAUCUCCUACCAGAUCACGGACUCCCUGGGCACCUCGGUCACCACCACCAUGCGGCGGCUCAUCAAGGACACGCUGGCUCUGUAGGGCUGGCUGCUGGGACGGGCACUGCUGGGGCAGAUCUCCUCCCCCUGGCAGGUGGGGCACCUCUGCGUCACCCCGUGGCUCUUUGGGCCCGUGGCUCUGCUCGGAUCCUUCCUCCCUCUCUAAAAAGCCCCUGCAAGGAGCCGAACUUGGCCUGUCCCUUAACCGCGGGCUGCCGUCGUUUGGGGCAGGUGCCGCGCCGCGCUGGCCAAGGCACGGCGGGGAGGCGGCUCGCCGGCUCCGAGGUCUGCGUCGCGCGUUGGAGGAGUCGCUUCGAGCUCCGGGGCCGGACCUGCCGCUGGGCCUCGCGCCCGGGGGGUAGCGAAGGCCCCGCCGCCUCCCGGCACGGGGGUCAGGUGCCCCCUUUCCACGCCUGCUGCCAGCCGGGGUGAAGCACCUCCUGCACAGCCUCCCCACCGCGAGCCGGGCACAAGCUGCAGGGAGGAUCCGGUGCUUGAGCGAGCGGCGGCCGGAGGGGAGAGGAGGUGUCCGUGUCCCAUCCCUGCCCGUAGCCGCUCUUCCCGCUCGGUUUGGACCGGGGGUUCGGGCGCUGGAGCUGGGCGUUUGGGAGAUGCUGUGCUAAACCGACCUGUGUCUUCCCUCCGGCUCCGCUCGGCACGGGCAGCGCAAGCCGGGCCCCUCGCUGCCACGUCCUCGCACCCGGGUCCUGCCUGGCAGCGCUGCCGAGCCCUGGGGCUGAGGUGUUUCCCUGGGGGGCCGGGGCAGAACCUGGGGGCUUCCUUGGGGCAGAAAUAAAGCGUUUCCAGACAGGA
This is a messenger RNA of Dromaius novaehollandiae (emu), 1565 nucleotides long. RefSeq names its product autophagy related 101 (gene ATG101). The record is from RefSeq and is a predicted model, not a curated record. Gene Ontology annotation, cellular component: phagophore assembly site. The transcript has 3 exons. Gene Ontology annotation, biological process: autophagy; autophagosome assembly. NCBI's taxonomy places the organism in Eukaryota, Metazoa, Chordata, Aves, Casuariiformes, Dromaiidae. The coding region runs from base 16 to 795 and encodes 259 amino acids.